AUGGCGGGGUUCCAAGUUCCCAGCUCCGUGCUUAUUGUCGGCUCCGGCGUCUUCGGCCUCAGCACCGCCUGGACGCUGACGCAGCGGCCCGAGUACGCCGCCACGAAGAUCACCGUCGUCGACGACGCCAGCGCCUGCGGGGGCGAGUUCCCGCCGCUCGACGCGGCGAGCGUGGACUCGUCGCGCAUCAUCCGCGCCGACUACGCCGACCCGGACUAUGCCGCGCUGGCAGCCGUCGCACAGGCGGCGUGGCGCAGACAGGGCGACGACGACCUCGGCGGCCAGGGCCGCUACUCGGAGUCGGGGCUGCUGCUGGCAGCGGACCACCCAGCCACCGCGACCAAGGCGGGCAAGCUGACGGGCAUGGACUAUACAAAGGGGAGCUGGCGCAACGUCGCGCGCAUCGCGCGCGAGGCCGGGCACCCGCCAGACAGAGUGCGCACGCUGGAGAGUGCGGAGGCGUUGCGGGAGCACCUUGGCACGCCGGGGCGCCCGGGCGACUGGGGAUAUCUCAACACCCUCUCCGGAUGGGCAGACGCAGGCGAGGGCAUGCGUUGGCAGUACAGGCGCGUCAAGGCGACGGGGCGCGUCGACUUUGUCGAUGCGCGCGUCACGGAACUUGUUACAGAGGGAAAGCGCGUGGUCGGCACGAAGCUGGCCUCGGGCGAUAUCCUCCGUGCCGACCUCGUCUUUGUGGCGGCCGGCGCGUGGACCGGCGCUCUGAUUGACCUCCGCGGCCGCGUCGAGGCCACCGGCCACGUCCUCGGCUACAUCGACAUCACCCAGGCGGAGCUCGACACGCUCUCCCGGCAGCCGGUGGUGCUGAACCUCACGUCCGGGCUCUUCGUCAUCCCGCCGCGCGAUAGAGUGCUCAAGGUAGCCCGCCACAGCUUCGGCUACCUCAACCCCGUCACGGUGCCGAGCGCGCUGCCGCUCUCCCCCGCGGCGCCGCGCAUCCCUAUUGUCGCGUCCCUGCCCGUGACGGCGCGCAGCGGAGGGCCCGGGCGGCUGCCCGCCGAGGCGGACGCGGACCUGCGGCGGGCCUUUGGCGACCUCGUGCCGCUGCGGGGACUCGAGGGCCGGCCGUGGCGGGAGACGCGGCUCUGCUGGUACGCGGACACGCGCGACGGCAACUGGCUGGUCGACUACCACCCGGGCUGGGAGGGCCUAUUCGUGGCCACGGGUGACAGCGGCCACGGCUACAAGUUCCUCCCCGUGCUGGGCGACAAGGUGGUUGACUGCAUCGAGGGACGCGGCGGCGCGCUGGGUAGCAAGUGGACGUGGAAGCAGGUGCCCGAGGGCGACAGGGUGGGACGCGAGACGAACGGCCGGUUUCAGGGGCUGAUUACGGAGGAUGGUAGUCGGGGUGGUUCUCCGGGUAUGAUUCUCGAGGAGGAGCUGGGAAAGAAGGAGGUGGCAAAGCUAUGA
Cordyceps militaris CM01 is the source of this 1428-nucleotide messenger RNA. Its product is annotated as sarcosine oxidase. Gene Ontology annotation, molecular function: sarcosine oxidase activity; L-pipecolate oxidase activity; flavin adenine dinucleotide binding. The transcript has a single exon. The coding region runs from base 1 to 1428 and encodes 475 amino acids. The record is from RefSeq and is a predicted model, not a curated record. NCBI's taxonomy places the organism in Eukaryota, Fungi, Ascomycota, Sordariomycetes, Hypocreales, Cordycipitaceae.